CUCCACUUAUUUGCUCUGCCAUCAUGGAUCUGAAAGUUGCGUGUGUGAUUGCAUGUCUCUGUGCGUUGGCAGUCUCCUCCACUGAAGCUGCCCUCCCGAAAUGCUGUGUCAAAACGACGCAGAUCAAAAGGCGUUGGCUGAUGAAGGUGGAGAGAUCGUACGUUCAGCUGAGCAGCGGCGUCUGUGACAUCUCUGCACUGGUACUUUACUUGCGGGGCAGGACGAGGCCAAUAUGUGCUCCUCUCAAGCAGAAGGCAGAGCUGGAGAAUGUUCAGUGGGCGAUGAAAGCGUACAAGAUCAAUGCAUCGCUCUGAGAUUUGGAAUGAAAAAUCUCCCCCAAUUUAUCUGUUACUAAAGCUGGUGUGGUGUGUGUACGUGUGUUUGCUUGUAUAUCGCAGUUCUACUUAUAUGUCGCUGAAAUCACAUGAUGUCGAACUCCAUGUUACUGAGUUGAAUAAUUAUGCUUUUAGAAGAAAUAGUGAGUCGAGAGAAGAUUCGUCAUGACAUGUUUGUAGAGGCUCAACGACGUAAGCACAAUAGAUGGAAAUAUGUGAGAGAUCUUUAAAAAAAAAAAUCUUUACUUGUUUCAGUGUGUUUCACAAAAAAUAAAAACUCUUCGGCUUCACUGAGCUCAUUGAA
Messenger RNA from Solea senegalensis (Senegalese sole), 639 nucleotides. RefSeq names its product chemokine (C-C motif) ligand 27a (gene ccl27a). Lineage: Eukaryota; Metazoa; Chordata; Actinopteri; Pleuronectiformes; Soleidae. Bases 24 to 314 code for a protein of 96 amino acids. The record is from RefSeq and is a predicted model, not a curated record. Gene Ontology annotation, biological process: immune response. Gene Ontology annotation, molecular function: chemokine activity. Gene Ontology annotation, cellular component: extracellular region. The transcript has 3 exons.